AUGACUGAAAAAAACAUACCAACUGAGAAGGAAGCCGAGGACAUACAAUUAACAGACGAAGAAGAUCAACGGACUUUUAAAAAUGUCCUGAUUGCUGUAGCAUGUUUAUUAUCUAGUAUAUUGACGGCAUAUUUAUUAAAUAAUCCAUAUGGAAAUUAUAUUCCAAUUAUCUUAAUAGCUAUAUUUGAAUGGUAUCGAACUUAUCCACGACAAAAACAUUCCUAUUAUGGUUUAUGUAGAUUAUUAUUAUACAUAUUUUUCAUCACUUUAUGGGUAAUUAUGGUAUUAAAACUUACUAUUCAAGGUAUUGGUUUAUUAUUAGGUUAUCAUCAUAUACCAAUACAAAAAUUUCAACAUUUAUUUCCAUAUGCAUUAAUAAUUACUAGUUUUGCUCGAACUAAACAUGAUAUGGAUUUAAAUGAUAAACGACGCUAUAUUAUACAUUUAUUAUAUGAUAUACCAGCAUUUUUAUUAGUAAUUAUAUUUAAAUUAUUAAAUAAUCCAUUGAAUUCAUUAUAUAGUCAAAUAACACCAAAUUGUUAUUUGGGUUGUUUACCCCUACCAUCUGAUGUCGAAGUAUUGAAUAAAAUUGGAAUUCAAUGUGUUGUUAAUAUGUGUGCAGAAUAUAAUGGUCCACGUAAAACUUAUAAAAAAUACAAUAUCGAACAAUUACAUUUACCAACAGUUGAUAGUACAGCACCAUCGUUGAAAACAAUACAAAAAGGAGUGAAAUUUAUGAAAGAAGCAAGUGAUGCUAAUAAGAAAAUAUUUGUUCAUUGUAAAGGUGGAAUGGGAAGAAGUGCUACAAUUGUAUUUUGUCAUUUGGUUGCAAAUGAAAAAAUGUCACCAGAAGAUGCAUUAAAAUUAUUGAAAGAAAAAAGAGCUGAAUCUUUACGAGAUAUGAAUUUUUUCAAGCACUGUUGUAGUCAGGAUUUGUUGGGUUAUGGGCUGUUUCCUGAAUGUGGAUGUGAAUAUUCUUCUGAUUCACGUAUUAAUGAAGUCAGAGAUGAUACUGCAAAGUAA
Messenger RNA from Adineta steineri, 1023 nucleotides. NCBI's taxonomy places the organism in Eukaryota, Metazoa, Rotifera, Eurotatoria, Adinetida, Adinetidae. The record is from the annotation of a GenBank genome assembly.